UUCGGCUGCCGACACGGUCCAAGAAAUGCCGCUUAGUUGUUACUAAGAUAAUAACCUCAACUUCCUUAGCAUCAUUCAACUCAUUAUUUAUAUUACACUCGCGUAAUACACACGUGAGUGAACAAUCAUUGUUAUGAGUGACGUCUUUGAUUAAUAAAAUAGGAACUGAUAUUGCGGCGUGUUUUUAUUGAUCGUGUUUAGUGCUCUAGUUACCGCAUUUAGUGGUGUAUUAACGGUAUUCAUAAUAUAAAUAAGGAAAACAAUAAAAAUGUCCGUAAGGCAAAGAAAGUUAAAAGAUGAUAACUCUUCAUCUCAUGUUAACAUAAGAAGUAGGACUAUAAAGCAACCGCGGAGGUUGAAGAAAGUAUUUAUUAUUCUCAUUGUCUUAGCACUAAUCGUCACAUAUUUCUUAGGGUUGUUUGCAGGCCAGUCGCAAUGGCUGGACGGUAUAGCGAAGAGCCUCGGGUACGAGAGCGUGUACCACUACGCAGUGAUCAUAGACGCCGGUUCGUCUGGGUCCAGAGUGCUCGCGUACAAAUUCAGGGUGCCUUUUACAGUAUUUAGCCAAGCCAAAUUGGACCUUGUGGAUGAAUACUUCGAGGAAUCUAAGCCAGGGUUGUCAUCGUUUGCAAAUGAUCCCGCUAAGGGCGCGGACACAAUAGUGCAGUUAAUAAAGAGGGCGGAGUUCCUCACGCCGCCCGAGAAGAGGAAAGACACUCCGAUCAUAGUGCGCGCCACCGCUGGCCUCCGUCUACUGCCCGCUGAGAAGGCACAACAGCUGAUCGAUGAAGUGCAGCUAGCUGUGUCCAAAUUGGGCUAUGAUGUGGGUCCCAACAGCGUCAAGAUCAUGGACGGCUCCGACGAGGGAAUAUUCAUCUGGUACACAAUCAACUUGUUGCACAAUCUGAUGGACGGCGAGACGAUGGCCGCGCUGGACCUCGGCGGGGGGUCGACGCAAAUCACGUUCGAGCUGAACGACAGAGACGCGAAGCUGUACCCUGCAGCCGACCAGUAUGUGGUGCCGGCUGGUAACAACAUCACCCUGUAUACGCACAGUUAUUUAGGUCUAGGUUUGAACGCCGCUCGCUACGGCGUGUUCCUGCAAGAGGCUGGCGGUAACGACACGCGCGAGUUCACGUCCGUGUGCGUUGAGCCGAUCAUACAGCGCGAGCCGUGGACGUACGCCAACAAGGAGUACUUCGUCAGCGGCGCGGCGCGUCGCAGCGGCAUGAAGCGCGCGGCGGCGCUGCAGCUGUGCCACGCCGCGGUGCGCCAGUACGUGCUCGGCGCCAUGGACUGGGAGCCGCAGCAGCCGCCGCGCGGGAACGUCGCCGCCAUGAGCUUCUUCUACGACAUCGCCGCUGACGCCGGCAUGAUCGACGUGAUGCAGGGCGGCACGGUGUCGGCGGGCGCGUACCGCGCGGCGGCGGCGCGCGCCUGCUCCGCCUCCAACGUGGAGCAGCCCUGGGCCUGCGCCGACCUCGUGUACGCCGUCACGCUGCUCAGCGACGGCUACAAGAUCCCCGACAACCAGCCCAUAUCCCUGUUUAAAAAAGUGAACGGGCAUGAAGUAUCGUGGGCGCUUGGGCUCGCGUACACAACAAUGAUGAACAAGAUGGCCGCCGCCGCUUAGCAAAACGCCAACCCUUUAUAACGAGCUUACACACGGUAAUAUGGAACGCAACACCUUAUUCCAGGUGCAGAUUACAGUCGAUUUCAAUACACGAUUUUAACCGCUACUUUUGGAUCUAUAGCACAAAUAGACCAAUCAAUAAAAUGAAUUUGAAAUGCUUACAGAUUUUGAUUGGUUUAUUGUUACUAUUAAGGCGUAAUAAACGGUUAGUAUAAUCCAUGUGAAUCAGCUGUAAGCGAAGAUUGACCGAAAGCGAGCAAGCAUGCGGUUCGGAUCGGCGAAACGUUCGCUUGGUAUGUACCCGGCAUAAUAUUACCAUAGUAACAUAAACCUUCCUUAACAUCACGGCUUUAAGGACUUGUAGCCAGAGCCGCACACAAGACAGUACAAGUGUUGCGUCCAUUUACUUGCAAAUUGUAACAACGCCAUGCUUACCGUAGCUCGUAUAAACAUAGAUCACUACGCCACUCGUAGUCCGUAUUACUAACACUUUAAGGACCCUUUUGAUUUGGGUUUCAGUUUAUUUGACAAAUGGAAUCGGUUUCUGUUUGGUUGUGAUGGUGAGUUUUUUUAUCCUGGCAGAGGAUACGCCUUGAUACGUUAUAGUCCAAAUAUACUGACGAUUAUAGGAUGUGUCUAUGGUCCGCAGAAUAGAGUAGUUUGUUGUGUUUGAUUUUGCAUGUAACAGCAAAAACUGUAGCGAAGAAAUCGUGUGAAAAUGAAAAUGGUAUAAGCUAUUGAAAAAUAAUCCAAUUGGAAAAAAUUCAAUUCUUCCAAUGGGCUAGAGUGGGUGUGCAUUGUAUUCUCGCUAUAUUUUUCUCAUUUUAGAAGCUAAGUUAUUUUGAGUGUUUUUUGAAAAUUCGUGCUCUUGAUUUUGAAAGACGUUAAUGUUAGAUAUUAAAAGAAACAACUACCCUAUUAUGCCAGCUUUGUAUACUUAAAAAUGUUUGCCAUUUAAUAUAACAACAAUAUUUCAAAAUUUAUUAUAUAAAUUUAUUACCAUCGAACCUAGGAAUAUUAAUUAAUAAAUCUCGAAUCCCUUUAUUGACUGCGAUAAUAGCCAAGUAUUUCAAUAGUUAUUUUCUUUGUUAAAAAAUAUGAAACUAGGGUAAACAAACCAAAUGUUGGCACUCUCAAAAAUAUGUUACAUUUCUAACUAUAAUUAGAUUACCAGUAUCAGAUUAUUUUUAAUAACAAUUUAAAACUAUAGAAAAGAAUAAUACAAGUUUAGUUCGGAUCCUUCAAAUCUUAUUAUUAUUAUAGUUUAAGGCUGGUUUUGUGCCAAUCUUGGUUAUUUUACCCUAAAUAGAAAACACGCAAAUCAUAAGGCUCAUCUAUCAACUACGUCUGCAUUAAUUGGAUUGUAAUUUCUUCUCACCCUAGUAAAGGCUAUAUUAUAGUACCGUUUCGUGCAUGUUUCAUAAGAAUUAUUAGUUGAUAAAGCGCUUUUUUGAGUUCCUUUCGUGUGUUUUUUAUAUCGACGUCCCAUGACGUCCUUAAUUGUCAUACGACGUACGAUGACAUCAAAAUGGAGACUAAAAAACCUUAUGUUUGUUUAAUUUAUAUUUUUUGUGAAUCAAUAGCAAAAAAUGUGUUUCAAAUGACUAUUUGUUUAAUUGUAUUAUUGUAACAAUUAUCAAUAUGAUUUUCCAUAAUUCCAAUAGUUUUAAAAUAGAUAUUCAUAAAUGUAAUAGUUGUGUAAUUAUAGGCUGUGACAAGUGAUUUUGUGGUACCGAGUAAGGCAGGGAUGGCGAACUUUUAAUGGUUAGCGUGCAUGGCCGCCAAUAUCACUUUUAGGGAGAAGCAUCUGCAUCUACACUAUAAGUACGUACUACAUAAUAUUACAUGAACAUUUUUUUUUUCAAAUAGAAAUCGCGCGGGUAUUUGCAUAUGACAAACCAUAAUAAAAUCUCUGUGGUCGAUAGUUACCAUCGUCAUUCAGUUAUUUUUAUGGUAAUUUGUUCCGGACAGGGGGGUGCACGGGCACCCUUUGCACCACCAUUACGGCACCCAUGUUGAGGUGCCAUUAUUUAUAACAAAAAAAUAUGGCCUGUAACAUGCAAUCCAAGACCGGUUUUAUUCAUCCAAGUGCCCCUUUUUGGCGACUUUUUUAUGACCCAACUAUGUUUUUGGCAUGUUCGCGUGCCAUUGGUUUGCCAUCCCUGCAGUAGAGUUUUCCUGAGUAUACAAUUGACUUGUGCUAUACCAUAUAAAGAAUACAAUUGACUUGUGCUAUACCACGUGAUUAUAAAAUUGACGGUUAAAACUUAUUUUGUGACGUUACUCAAUAGUGUUUGUCAUUAUUUACAGUAAAAAUGUGUAUUCUCAUUUUUUUUCGAUUCUAGAUGUGGUAGUAUAUGUGCAAUCAGAUACAGAGGAUUUUUCACAAGUAUUAUCAUAGUUUUAAUAUAGUUAAAUGUAGAAAGUACGUUUUCAUUACAUGAUUCCAUACUCUAUACUUCAGCAUUUUAAGUAAAUAGAACAUAUAGCCGCGGUUCAAAAUUAAAUUCCACAUGACUGUAUUGUAAAAUAUACUUUAGUAUAUAGAUAAUUGAGAAUAAUGUUGAGAUUUAUAAAUUAUUCGCAUGACUCGAUAUCAGCAACAAGAUUUUAUGGAAGAGAUAUCGUAUUUUACUGCUCACACGGGGUUUUGAGUAAGAAACACGAAUUCCACGCACAUUAAUGGCUAGAACGUAGAAUGUGGAAGCGCCUUAAUGUGUACAAGUCAGGAUAAAACAAAAAAAAAAACAUAUAUUUGGGUUUUAAAUUUUUAUUCUAUAUUGUAGUUUUUUUUUUCUGUAUAACUUGCUCGCUGUCAGUUUGGAGAGUUUUUAUUACUGCUUUAAAAAUAUUUGCAAGUGCAAUUAUGUAUAUUUAUAAAAAUAUUCAACGUGUAUAUUAUGCUGUAAAUUAUGUAUUAAAUCUCGUAUUACCGUACCAUAUAAUUUUUUAUAUUAUUUAUGAAAAUAUCCGUGGUCCAAAUAUAAUUCUAAAUAUUUUUGUUGCAGAUUUUUUAUGAAGGUUGUACACUUGUGAUAUUAUGUUCUAUUGAUUUUUAUAUCCUGUGGUUUUCGAGGUUUACGUUGGCCCUGAUCUGUGCAUCGUUUAUAGGAUCAGGCUUAUAAAAAUUAGAAUUGAAUUUAAAAUAUUUUUUUAGGCAACUAUCAUUAGAUUGUUGUAGGUUAGGUUUAAUAACUAAACGCACUUACCAUAAUAAUCGCGGUAACGACCUCUUAAUGUAAAAACCUCUUUACGCCCUGAGCACAGAUCCAGUUAUUUGCAAUAAGCGACUGUCGCUCGGUAAGUUCUACAUGUCCGCAUGCACUUUGUAUCUAUUCGACUCAUUGGGAAGCAUCGAGAACAUGUUUAAGGCUGGCGUCGAUUAGAGCAGAAUCGAAACCUGCCGAAUCGAAUCGCAUUUAUAUUGCAUGUGCGGUUAUUCGGAACAGCGUGCUGCAGUGCUGUCCUACAACCGUUUUCAAUACACAAUCUCAAUCUCUAUCUUCAAAUUGAUUCCGAGAAUGAACCAAUCAAAUUAAUUUAGUUGUAGGCAAGUCAAAAAAUGUUCUGAUUUGUGAAUUUUUGAUAGAACGAAUAGAACUAUUGGGAUCGUUUAUUGAAAAUGGCGGAUAAUGGACACAGUUUUAUAGUAAAUGAAUAGCGGGGGAUUGAUACAAUUCGACUCUGCAUGCGUAGUCGAUGUGAGAAAUGUAUAUCGGGGAAUUGAUACGAUUCGACUCUGCGAACGUAGUCGAUGUGAGAAAUGUAUGUCGGGCGAAUUGAUACGAUUCGACUAAAGCAUAGUUGAUGCUAGCCAUUAUAUACUUCUGUCAGGUCAGAUUAAAUUUGUAAAUCGAAUGACAAUCGCUGCCGCCACAUAUUUCAGCGCACUAUUGAUUUGUAAGAAGUUAUAGCAGACGCAAUAUUGGUGUUAUGUGUAAAAUUGUACAAAUUUAAUAAAUGUUGAAUCUUA
This is a messenger RNA of Manduca sexta (tobacco hornworm), 5606 nucleotides long. Its product is annotated as ectonucleoside triphosphate diphosphohydrolase 5. The record is from RefSeq and is a predicted model, not a curated record. Gene Ontology annotation, molecular function: UDP phosphatase activity; GDP phosphatase activity. The coding region runs from base 269 to 1633 and encodes 454 amino acids. Lineage: Eukaryota; Metazoa; Arthropoda; Insecta; Lepidoptera; Sphingidae. Gene Ontology annotation, biological process: nucleoside diphosphate catabolic process. The transcript is spliced from 11 exons. Gene Ontology annotation, cellular component: membrane.